AUGGUAGUUCAACAUGGAUGGAUUGUAGGUGAUCCAAGUGUUCAUGUUGCUGGAGCCCAGCAGCUUACAGACUUGGAACAAAAACUAGCAAUUGCAAGGGAAGAAUUAGAAAAAGCAGCUCUUGACAAAGAAUCACAGCUGAAAGCUCUGAAGGAGACUGUACAACUAUGCCUCUCAUCGGUUUUACACACUAAGUCUCCUACUGCCAAUAUAAUCCCUUCAAGAUCAAUCGACAGACAGACAUCUUCUUUUAGAAAUGGUUCAAAAGCUCCACUUCAAGUGACAAACCCCAAGCAAAGAAUUCCUACAGGCAAAGAGACUCCUCAAGUUUCUUCAAAAAAGGUGGAUACCGAUAAAAACACAUCAGAAUGCAACUCAAAAGACAUUGGCAACGCUUGCUUAGGAAACCAGAGUAAUGUAACAGAUCCUAGCAUGCAGAAAUCGCACAGUCCUCCAUGGAUUAAACCAGAAAAUAACAAAUCAACCGAGAGAAAAGGAAACAAUGCUGAAGAGUCAGCUAAAAUCAAUGAAAAGACUCUGUAAAUGCCAUCUUGCUAUCUUUAAAAUGUUAUUCAUUUGCUAUCGUCUUCAUCUUUUUAGUCCAGAGGCAUGAAAAUGUACCAGGUUUCUAGAGCAUGCAAUUUUUUCACUAUUUUAUGGAUGUUUGUAAAUUAGUCAAGAAAUUUCUGAAAUAGAUUGACUAGUAUCUUUCAGCAAUAAUCCAACACAAAUGGAUGUUUGAAAAAAAAUGCUUUGUAAUACAGUCCAGUUUUUUGAAAUAUUAUUCUGCCCUGAUCUGUAACUUGCUUAUUAUAAAUCA
Molecule: messenger RNA, 820 nt
Organism: Protobothrops mucrosquamatus (brown spotted pit viper)
Lineage: Eukaryota; Metazoa; Chordata; Lepidosauria; Squamata; Viperidae
Gene: LUZP2
Product: leucine zipper protein 2
Exons: 6
Coding region: 1-543 (180 amino acids)
Source: RefSeq, a predicted model, not a curated record